This is a messenger RNA of Oncorhynchus gorbuscha (pink salmon), 889 nucleotides long. Its product is annotated as glucagon-1-like. The transcript has 4 exons. Lineage: Eukaryota; Metazoa; Chordata; Actinopteri; Salmoniformes; Salmonidae. Gene Ontology annotation, cellular component: extracellular region. The record is from RefSeq and is a predicted model, not a curated record. Gene Ontology annotation, biological process: response to starvation. The coding region runs from base 88 to 459 and encodes 123 amino acids. Gene Ontology annotation, molecular function: hormone activity; glucagon receptor binding.
ACUCCAGGGAACCAGAGAGAGAGAAGCCAGAAGACAUCGACCAACAUUUCUCACACACUCAACAGAGGGAAUACAGGAGGUCAAAAGAUGAAAAGCACCCACUCUUUCGCUGGACUUCUGCUCUUGAUCAUUGUUCAGAGCAGCUGGCAGAUCCCGCAGGAGAGCACAGAGGAAAACUCUAGCCUGUUGACAGAGGACUCCAUGUUCAGUGAGCCAAGGGAGCUUUCAAACAUGAAGAGACAUUCAGAGGGAACCUUCUCUAACGACUACAGUAAAUAUCUUGAGUCGAGACGAGCACAAGACUUUGUCCAGUGGCUAAUGAACUCCAAGAGAAGUGGUGGUCCCAUCAAACGACAUGCAGAGGGUACCUACACCAGCGACGUGAGCUCCUACCUGCAGGACCAGGCAGCCAAGGAAUUUGUGUCCUGGCUGAAGAAUGGCCGAGGCAGACGAGAAUAGGGCUCCUCUACUCAGUCACAGAGUCCCCCAGUGUCUUAUGUCCCUGCAGUCAAGAGAGAAUGCAACUCAUCCAGAAUGACCCCCUUGUUCCAUUUCAUGUUUUAUAACCUGCAUCGUCCUCUGGUCGUGCUAAUAAAUCCCCUGACAAGAAAUGCUGUUGUCUGUCAAAUGCUAAUGUUUUGGUUGUUAACAGAGAACGGUGACAAUGUAUUAUCUAAAUGCUUCACUCUGUACUUAAACAUCAGUGGUAAGAUUUUCGAAGUGAUACAAAAGGAGAGGAAUAUUGUGGUUAAAGGGUAGCCUAAGAGUGAGAUGUUCUUUCACUCUCCUAAAAAUAACAGGUGCAAAAUGUUGGUAAAACUGGCCCAAAAUCUGUCAUCUGUACCUUGCUUAUUUUUGGUGGAAACAUUUUAAAGGUCCAAUGCAACCA